Miscanthus lutarioriparius is the source of this 456-nucleotide messenger RNA. The record is from the annotation of a GenBank genome assembly. NCBI's taxonomy places the organism in Eukaryota, Viridiplantae, Streptophyta, Magnoliopsida, Poales, Poaceae.
AUGGCGGUGCCGGACGAGGCGGCGGUCGGCGACGGCCGGCCGGUGGCGAUGAAGAAGUCGGCGUGGACCAAGGAGGAGGACGCCAUGCUGCGGGAGCAGGAGGACGAGAAGAUCAUCGCGUCCUACCGCAUGUUCGGCAGCAAGUGGGCCACCAUCGCGGGCUUCCUCCCGGGCCGCACCGACAACGCCAUCAAGAACCGCUGGCACUCCGUCCUCAGCAAGGUGUACCAGCAGCAGCAGCGGGCGGCUGCACCCAUCCGCCGCCUCCCCGACGGGACGUUGGUUCUGUUUCCUUUGACGCCGGGGGAUGUCAAGGCGUUCGGCAUGGACACCAGCCCAGUGCUCCGCCACCCGCCGCCCGGGGUUGAUCUGAGCGGCGAGUGCCUGAACCUGUUUCCGCUGGUGACGGGGGAUCUCGUCAGGGGCAAUAAAAUAAUGCGAGCGAGGCGGCGGUGA